AUGAUAUUACCGAUUCCUCUUGAUACAUUUUUCAAUUUAUCUUGGGAGAGAAAACCAAUCCUAGCUCAGCGACGGUCCUCAAGUUAUAAUAAUGGUCUCUUCAGCAGUCAUGAUUUGGAUAGAAUAGUGAGAGAGAAUUACAUUGAAUACUCUGUGAACUUGGAUGUUACAACAUAUGAAAAUGGGGUAAGAGAAACACAUAAUGCUGAAGGAAGAGUACUAGCUUCUGUAAUGUGGGACUAUUAUCAGAAUGGAUGUUCAAUUCGAAUGCUUAAUCCGCAAACUUAUUCAGAGUCAUUAUGGAAAUUUUGUUCGUUACUACAGGAAUAUUUCGGAAGCUUUGUUGGCUGUAAUAUGUACCUGACUCCACCUGGCACACAAGGGUUUGCACCCCAUUUUGAUGAUAUCGAAGCGUUCGUUUUGCAGUUAGAAGGAAAAAAAAAGUGGCGAUUUUAUAAUCCAAGAGAUGACUCCGAGAUUCUUCCUGAGUAUUCUAGUGGAAAUUUCAAUCAGAACGAGAUUGGUAAACCAUCAUUUGAAUUUGUGUUGGAACAAGGAGAUUUUGCUUAUUUUCCGCGGGGAACCAUUCAUCAAGCACAAUCAUUACCGGAUUGCCACUCAUUGCACAUAACUGUAUCAACGUGCCAGCUUCAUUCGUUCGGAAAGUACUUCGAAAAGCUUUUACCUAUGGCAAUACGUUCUGCGUUCAAGAAUAACUUGGGGCUAAGGAAAUCCUUACCUCCUGAUUUCUUUGCUAACAUCGGUGGAAUUCAUGCGGACUCCAAAAAUGCCCGACGAAAACAGUUAACCACCGAAGUAAAGCAGUUUCUGAAAGAUAUCAUCGAUGACGCUCCUAUUGAUGAAGCGGCGGAUCUAUUUGCUGCGGGCGUUAUUCAUGAUUAUCUACCACCAUGUCACACUCAAGAAGAGAGAAAUUGUAUGAUCUUCACAACCGGAGGUCGUUGGAAUGGAUCAGGUGUUGUGAGCUGUGUGACAUUAAAUGAAGAUAACAGAAUCAAAUUAGUUCGCCGCGAAGUCGCUAGACUUGUUAAAGGCGAUUCUAAUUAUCAGCUGCAUUUUUCUACGGAGAAUUCUAAAGUAUACCAUGGAUAUCAACCACAAUUUAUUGAAUUGCCUUGUGAAAUGAUCGAUGCCGUGAAAUAUCUUUUUAACUCCUAUCCGGAUUACAAGAGAGUUGGAGAUCUACCUGGUAGUGAUAAGGAUAUCAAAGUAGAUCUUGCGAAUGUAUUAUAUGAAAAGGGUAUUAUUAUGACCCAAUUUCCUAUAUCGCGCUAA
Messenger RNA from Trichoplax adhaerens, 1296 nucleotides. RefSeq lists its product as uncharacterized. Gene Ontology annotation, molecular function: histone H3K36 demethylase activity; histone H3K4 demethylase activity. The transcript is spliced from 15 exons. The record is from RefSeq and is a predicted model, not a curated record. Gene Ontology annotation, cellular component: nucleolus. Bases 1 to 1296 code for a protein of 431 amino acids. NCBI's taxonomy places the organism in Eukaryota, Metazoa, Placozoa, Uniplacotomia, Trichoplacea, Trichoplacidae.